AUGACGGGGUGCCUGUGGCCGUGCGUGGGAGCGGCAGUGGCUGGGGAUGGGGCCGGCCACCGGAAGGCGGGGCUGUUCCGCUCCAAGCCCAGGACCCCCGCGGAGGUGGUGCAGCACGUCAGGGACCUGGUCACCUACGUCCUCGACAACAAGGACGGCUGCUGCGGCGGCAAGCGCGACGCCAAGCUUGAGCACAGGAUGGUAGAACUAAGCAAAGGAAUCAAGGAGAUGAAAGGCAUUCUCUACGGUAAUGGCGAAGAAGAUCCUUGUGAAGAAGCUUGCAAGCAAUUGACUAAGGAGUUCUUCAAGAAGAACACUGACACCUUCCGUCAACUAAUUGUUUCCCUUCAAUACGUGGACUUGGAAACACAAAAGGAUGUUACUCAAGUGAUUGCAAAUCUGCAAAGGCAAAAGGUUGAUUCAAGAUUGGUUGCCUCCGAGUACUUGGAAGCUAACUUGGAUCUUUUGGAUAUUUUGAUGUCUGGGUACGAAAACUUGGACAUCGCAAUACAUUAUAGUACUCUAUUGAGAGAUUGCAUACGCCACCAAGUUGCUGCAAGGUACGUAUUGGAAUCUCCACACUUCAGGACUUUCUUUGAUCAUAUACAGUUUCCAGACUUCAAUAUACAAUCAGAUGUCUUUAAAACUUUUAAGGAACUCAUGACACGGCAUAAAUCAAGUGUUGCUGAGUUCUUUUCCAAGAAUUAUGAUUGGUUCUUUGCGGAAUUCAACUCGAAACUGAUAUUAUCUGCUUCCAACUACUUCAUCCGAAGGCAAGCCGUUCAACUCUUGCGAGACAUUCUUUUGGAAAGGUCAAACAGUGCAGUGAUGGUGCGCUAUGUUAGUUCGAAAGAGCACCUCAUGAUUCAUAUGAACCUUCUAAGGGAUGAAAGCAUAGCUAUUCAAGUAGAGGCUUUCCAUGUCUUCAAGCUGUUCGUCGCUAACAAGGAGCAGCCACCUGAGAUCACCAGCAUACUGCGCGCCAACAGAAGCAAGCUCCUGAGGUUCUUGAAAGACUUCACCACCGUGGAGAAAGACGAUAAGAAGUUCGAGGCCGAUAAAGCUACGGUCAUCUCGGAGAUCCUAGCGCUGGUUGGCGCUGAAAAGCAGUAG
Messenger RNA from Miscanthus lutarioriparius, 1113 nucleotides. Lineage: Eukaryota; Viridiplantae; Streptophyta; Magnoliopsida; Poales; Poaceae. The record is from the annotation of a GenBank genome assembly.